AAAUUUUCAACAGCAUAACUCAUUGUAUUUGCCUCCCAUCCCAUCAAAAGAUAAAGCUAAUAAAGAUUCAAGAAGCCAAGCAUAUAUAUGAAGCACGAAACACACACAGAGCAACUGAAUAAGAAAAAAAUACUCAAAAUGUAUAGAUUCAGCAACACGGUUAUAGGGCUUCUGAACCUUUUCACCCUCUUGGCCUCGAUACCGAUAAUUGGCGCAGGAUUAUGGAUGGCAAGGAGCAGCACCACCUGUGAAAGUUUCCUCCAAACACCACUUUUAGUUGUGGGCUUCAUAAUUCUUAUAAUAUCACUUACUGGUUUCAUUGGGGCUUGUUUUCAUGUUGCCUGGGCACUUUGGGUGUACUUGUUGGUCAUGAUAUUUCUUAUAGGGGCUUUAAUGUCUUUGACUAUUUUUGGAUUCGUCGUUACAACCCAAGGUGGGGGAGUGGAAGUGCCGGGUAGGAUGUACAAGGAGUAUCGUCUUGAUAGCUACUCUCCAUGGUUGAGGAAAAGGAUUGAGGACCCUCAUUAUUGGAUGACUGUUAAAACUUGUAUUUUGGGUUCAAAGACUUGUGCCAAGGUUGUUUUUUGGACACCUGUUGAUUAUUUGACAAAAGACAUGUCUCCUAUUCAGUCAGGUUGCUGCAAACCGCCGAGUUCGUGCAAUUACAUGGGCACGACACUGGUGCAGAACCCUGACUGCUAUCUGUGGAGAAACGACCCAAACGGGCUGUGCUACGACUGCGACUCGUGCAAAGCCGGAGUGCUGGAAGAGGUAAGAAGGGAUUGGCACAAACUUUCAGCCCUCAACGUUGUUAUGCUUGUCUUCUUAAUUGGCAUAUAUUCCAUUGGAUGCUGUGCCUUUCGGAACACAAAGAGGGCCGAAACGGGCUACCCCUAUGGCAAAAAUCGGAUCAUCAAAGUCCACCCCAGAUGGGAUUUUCACUGGUGGAGAAGGUGGCAUGACUGGAGACACCAGAUUUAUUAGCAUAGAAAUGUUCCUUCUUUCAAGUGUUUUGGGAUGUAAACUAUGGAACAAAUAAUGGAAUCCUCUUUUUAUGCAUAUGGAUGUUUUUCUAUCUU
This is a messenger RNA of Olea europaea var. sylvestris, 1079 nucleotides long. RefSeq names its product tetraspanin-6-like. Bases 88 to 984 code for a protein of 298 amino acids. The record is from RefSeq and is a predicted model, not a curated record. Lineage: Eukaryota; Viridiplantae; Streptophyta; Magnoliopsida; Lamiales; Oleaceae. The transcript is spliced from 3 exons. Gene Ontology annotation, biological process: auxin-activated signaling pathway. Gene Ontology annotation, cellular component: plasmodesma; plasma membrane.